GAUAUCCGUCUGCUUGCCAGGGCUCUACAUAUUUUUGACGUAUUGAUGAGGUUGGUUACCCGAUAGCGGCGACUGGGAACCACCUACGAUUUCAAAAAUAAUCAAAAGCAGCUUAUCGUUAAACCUAAUUUGCCGGGAAUCCAUUUGCUAUUUUCCUGGCGUUGUUUUUACAUUCCUCCCAAAGCCAUGGUCAACGAAGGGAAAGAUGAAGCAGCCAAAAUAUCUCAUCACUUGUCACUGCUCAGAGAAGAAUACAACAAGCUGCAAGCCCGCCACACUGAAGUGCUGAGACAACUCGGUGCCUCUUCAGGGGAACAUUCCAAUACUUUUCUUGCCCGUAUUUUGAAGUUUGUUGCUAAUUUACACUUGUCCCAAAAUCUCAGUGAUGUGAGAAUUAAGCUGGCCAACGGCUCUGUACCUGGCCACCGUUUUGUGCUCACUGCCAGAGCUGAUAAUUGGCUCUUGAGUAAUCAAAGCUGGGAUAAUGUACAGGAACUAGAUUGGAGCCAUUUGGAUCAAGAUAUCGGGGAUGCCUUGUUACGCUGGGUUUAUAAAGACGAGCUGAAAGUGCCAAAUAAUCGAUUCGAUUUUCUCGUCAGUCUUCUUAAAGCCGCCGGCCAGUACAGACUGGGCGACCUGAUAAACAGCUGCGAGGAGAAACUCAUUCCUAUGGUCAAUGUUUCCAAUUGUGUGGAGCUUUUCGUCCGGUCUGAAGAAACCGGAGCUGAAACGCUCCGGAAGUUUUGUGCAAGCCUUAUGAGCAACCACUGGGAGGAUUUGAAUCGCGAAAAUUUGGCUCCUCUUUCUGCCCAAUCCCUCUACCGCCUAUUGGAAGAACAUUCCUCUCAUCCUCUGCACGCCGCCGUCCGUCUCGGAAGGGAAGAUGUCGUUUUCCUCGAUUUGAUCAAGUACACUCAACAGUUGCCCGUGAGAUUAAAUGCAGUUGACUCGAAAGGAGACAUUGCUCUAGAUAUUGCGUUACAUUUGCGUUACGAAUCUCUGGCCUUGUGCCUUGUUCAACAUGGGGCCAACGUGGACUGCGUCGAUCCUGCCGGCCAGCGGUUGCUACACAAAGCCAUUAUGCGAAAGGAUGAGUUUUCGUGCGAUUUUCUACUUAAACACGGAGCUCUACCGACGGCCGUCUUACCCGAUUCCGGCUACUCACCUCUACACUUGUUAGCCGAUUGGAAAUCCGACACGGUGGCUGACGUUUCGAGUCUGCUUCUGAAACAAGGCUGCAGCCCCAAUGCAGUCGCGGAAGAUGGAAGCACGCCUCUACACCUGGCGGUCCGUUCCAACAACAUGGCGCUAAUUGAGAUUCUAUUAGCCGAUUCCCGAACGGAUUGUGAACGACAAGACAAGGAAGGUUUCGUCCCUCUGUGGUACGCCCUUCAAAAUCCCAUUGAACUGUCCAUUGCCGAGCAGCUGACAGUCAAGUGCUCAUCGUGUGUCAACGCGGUGUCGUCCGUAACUGGUGCUCCCCUUUUACACAUGGCGGCUUUUGCCAAACUCGAACAAGCCACGUUCUUCCUCGUCAAUCACAAAGCGGAUGUGAAUGCACUGAACCGUCAGGGUGAGUCCCCUUUGCACAUUGCCAGUCGAUCCGGAAUGUCUGCAGUGGUCCGGAAGCUGCUGGAUAAUGGAUCAGAUCCUAACCUACAGACUCCACCCCCUACGCUUUCCAGCCCUGUGCAGGUCAAGGUCAAAGUGGCUAAAGUGGCCGACGAGAGUUACAAUCCAUUUGAGGACGACGAAGUCGAUCAAGCCCAAGAAGAAGAAGAUAUUCAAGAAAUCGGGCUCCAUUCUUCCAUACACUUGGCCGUUCAUGGCGGAUUCGAGGAUGUCAUCACCGCUUUCGUCGAACACACAGAAAAGAACAAAACGGCGAUCGAUUUUGAUGUGAGAGAUUCGGCCGGCGAGUCGACUUUAUGUGCCGCUUUACGCUUGGGUCGUUACUCGAUUGCCCAGCUCUUGUUGAGAGGCCGAGCGUCCGUCAAUGCCGCCAGUCCCAACGAAGGACACCGACUGUUGCACUAUUUCCUGCUGAAGGGAGACGAACGAGCGGCACUCUUUCUAUUGGAUAAUGGCGCCGACGUUCACGCCCUCACGCCGGAUGGAGAAUCAUCUCUGGUGCUGUGCAUCCGCAAAAAUCUGCCGUCGGUGUUGGAGGCGCUCUGCCGACGUGGAGCCAAUAUGGAAGAAGCUCCCGGAGACGCUUGUCCACUUUGGUUAGCGCUGACGUCCGACAACGAAGAUUUGGCAUCCAUUCUCGUCCGCUACGGAGUUGACACGGAUCACUGGGAACAAGGGCCAGACGGGACCAGUCAGACGUUACUCCACCGAGCCCUGGACGCCAGUGAUGAAACUUCGGCGUGUUUCCUCAUUCGCAGUGGAUGUGAAGUGAACAGUCCUCGGAGAGAAGGCGGGUCGGAAAACGAUCGCAGCACUCCUCUGCAUCUUUGCGCUCAGUGGGGCCUGGAGCAAGUGGCCGCUACUCUUUUAGAGCACGGAGCCGAUAUCAGUCCGCGCGACGAGGAGGGAAAGACUCCACUUCACGUGGCUAUUGAGCAACAUCAGGCCGGCCUGGUCCAACUGUUGCUCCGCCAGUCUAACAUUGACCUUUACGCCGUCGACCGGACCCAGAAGACGCCUUUUGCUACCGCUCUUUUGGUCAAGAACAACAAGGCUGCGGCUGCCGUCCUGGAAAAGGAUUCUUCCGUUGCCGAACAGUAUGACAAUAAAGGACGGACGCUGCUUCAUGACAUUGUUUUGCGUGGUGACUUGGAAGGAUUGCUCUUUUUACUUUCGGUUCGCGUCAACAUCAACUCGCGGACUUCUGACACGGCGAAAUUGACGCCGCUUCAUCUGGCCGUUCAAACAGGUAAAGACGAAAUGAUCCUGCGUAAUUUGAUUGUGGCUGGUGCGGGCCUGAACGAGCGUGGCCCACGCCAGCAAUCAGCUCUGCACAUGGCGGCGGAGCGUGAAGACGGUGCUGGGCUGAUGAGCAUUUUGCUGGACGCCGGAGCUGACUGGUCGGCACUGGACGAUUGCGGAAAUUCAGCUCUCCACACCGCUGCCCGGCUUUGUCACGUCAGUGUUGCACAGGUGCUCUUGACCCAGUCACAAGUGGACGCCGAGUCUCGCAACAUGCGCGGACAAAAUCCUCUCCACCUGGCGGCGGGAAGUGGUCGCGAUGCAUCCGCCAGUCUUCUAAGCCUAUUCCUACAGUGUAUGCCUCAGUACCCGAUCAACGCACCCGACAUCGACGGCAAUUCGCCUCUUUUAUUGGCCUACAUGAAAGGAAACGUGGCCUUGUGCAAAGCUCUCGUCCGGGCUGGCGCCUGUUUGGCCGCCACAAACAAGAGUGGCGUUUCAAUAUUCAAUUAUCAAUUGGCUACCAAACAGCUACUUGUUAGAUUGUUGGAACAACUGAAUGAAGAACCGCCUUGGGCUGAACACGACUAUUGCAUGGAGUGUGGUAGCAAAUUUGGCAUCACCACUCGCAAACAUCAUUGUCGGCAUUGCGGAAGGAUCUUGUGCAGCAAAUGUUCCGAUCAAGUGGUUCCCAUCCUCAAAUUCAACCUUAGUAAACCGGUUCGAGUGUGCCUGUUGUGCUCACAAGUUCUUUGUUCCGGUGUUCCAUCUCCAUAAAACAGUGUUUCCAUGCACUCCAGUCGUCAUUUAUUUGAAUCUUAUGAAUUUUCUAUACGGCUAAAAUGAUCAAUUUGAGAGUUGCAACCAAGCGAGAAUUAUAAUAUACAUUCAUGUAUCAAAUGUG
Daphnia pulicaria is the source of this 3778-nucleotide messenger RNA. RefSeq names its product rabankyrin-5-like. The transcript is spliced from 16 exons. NCBI's taxonomy places the organism in Eukaryota, Metazoa, Arthropoda, Branchiopoda, Diplostraca, Daphniidae. The record is from RefSeq and is a predicted model, not a curated record. Gene Ontology annotation, molecular function: protein binding; metal ion binding. The coding region runs from base 187 to 3651 and encodes 1154 amino acids.